AUGGAGGAGUUUACCCUAAGCAGGGGAUCAAUAGAUGAGGAAAUGGGCGACUUUAAGUGGAUAAAAAACUUUGUCGCCGAAUGUACCUGCGAUGGUAUCACUGUCGCUAACGCUCUAGCCCAGUAUAUUCAUCGAAAGGGCAUACGCUCUGGACUCUAG
Molecule: messenger RNA, 159 nt
Organism: Penicillium expansum
Lineage: Eukaryota; Fungi; Ascomycota; Eurotiomycetes; Eurotiales; Aspergillaceae
Exons: 1
Coding region: 1-159 (52 amino acids)
Source: RefSeq, a predicted model, not a curated record